AACCAAGGUAAAACCCUGUCGAAAUACCAAGCGUGGCUAUAAAGGCACAGUUGAUAAACGUGGACACCCGGGGGCGGUAGCACAUAACGUUUAAUUUUUAUCCAUCCCGCCAAAUAGAACUUGAAUAUAGAUAUGUAAACUUAACGCAUGCAUUUAUUUACAGUAAGGGUAGUCUACAUUUAAGCACUUCCCCAGCAGCACUUUUUUCUUUAAUUAUUCAGCGGCGUGUUUAAUCCGGCCACCUUGCAGUAUUUAUUUACGUUAGGUGAGAAUGAGGCACGCCUUAUUUACAUGUGGAAAGUUGAAACAGGAAGCUUGCCUUUGUGCUGCCUGCCUUUCGGUCGCGGCUCUGCUUCAGACCUGGUUGACAGUCCUCGUACCCCCUCCCCCCUAAAACCCACUCGAUCGAGGGAUCUCCUCACUAUCUCACAGCCCCGUUUGACUCCGCAUGUGAAUCUCCGCAGACUCUCUCGGAAUAAUAUUUUAAAAUAGAUCUUUCUUGCAUUUAAAUCGCGUCUAAACCUGGGAAAUAAGACCGAUGACCUCAGUUUACGAAGACAAGGACCCUAACGCUUUAGGGUUAGCGGAGGAGCUCAGCCAAGUCAGCUGCCAAGAUGAGCUGGACUUUGCUUACCUGUUUGAGUACGAUCCGCCCUGCGUCGAUUUUACCGGAGAUCAAGAUGAGCCGUCUCUGCCCCCCCAAGCCCUCAGCUCCCCGUCCAGCGUGGCCUACCCCCUGGAGGAGGUCGCCUAUGACAUCAAGUCCUGCAGCCCCUCCCCCUACGGUGACCCCACCUCCGACGGCCUCGUGGGCUGCGAGCACCACGAGAACCGGGCCUACCUGGGCCUAUCCAGGCCUGCGGGCCUCGCGCUGAGCCCCAGGAUAGAGAUCACCCCCUCCCGCGAGCACUACAACCAUGGCAGGGACUCCCUCCAAGCCCACCCAGUCAAUAUCAGCCCCCGGCCCACUCUGACCGUCCCCGGUCACGAGUGCCUGGCCUACAGGGAACCCCAGUGCCUGAGUCCGGCCAGCAGCAACUCCUCCACCAGCUGGCACUCGGAGAGCUUCUCGCCCUGGGCGUCCCCCUGCGUCUCUCCCAGCGGUGGCCACACGGCUGUAGAUCUGUGCCCACGCCUGCAGAACAUCCACACGGGCUCCCCCCGCACCUCCCCUGGCACGUCCCCACGCACCAGCAUCACGGAGGACAGCUGCCAGGGGCCGCGCUCCCCCUCCCCGCGGCCAGGAUCCCGCUCCACCUCCCCUCAGGGCAAGCGCACCUACGACAUGUACAAGACCCCCAGCCUCUUCCCUGGGCCGCGCUCACGCAGUCCGUCCCCCCACGGCGGCCACGAGGACCCCAAUGGUGUGCUUUACAGCCACUCGAGCGCCCUGGUGGAUGGCCUGAACGGUUUCAACCCGGCACUGCCCGGAUCCAAUCCCGCUAAGAUCAUCAAGACCUCCAAUGCCACCUUUUACCGGGAGAGCCAGCCGGAGCCGUACCUGGUGCCCCCGGAUCUGGACGUGAAGACCCAGUCCGGAGCCGAGCCUUUCUUUGUCAUCCCUCCCAUGUGGCCCAAUCAUGUGAUGCCCGGUAUCUGCAGGAUCCCCGUGGCCUCCCUGCCGCCACUGGAGUGGCCACUGCCCACCUGCACAGACCAGUAUGAGCUGUGCAUCGAGGUGCAGCCCAAGCAGCACCACCGCGCCCACUACGAGACCGAGGGCAGCCGGGGGGCGGUGAAGGCCCCAACCGGGGGCCAUCCCGUGGUCCAGCUCCAUGGAUACAAGGGCAAGGAGCCUCUGGGCCUGCAGAUCUUCAUCGGCACGGCGGAUGAGCGCAUCCUGAAGCCGCACGCCUUCUACCAGGUCCACCGCAUCACCGGCAAGACCGUCACCACCACCAGCUACGAGAAGGUCAUCAGCAGCACCAAGGUUUUAGAGAUCCCCCUGGAGCCCAAGAACAACAUGAGGGCCAUGAUCGACUGCGCAGGCAUCCUGAAGCUGCGCAACGCCGACAUCGAGCUGCGGAAGGGGGAGACGGACAUCGGGAGGAAGAACACGCGUGUGCGGCUGGUGUUCCGCGUACACAUCCCGCAGCCGGGGGGGCAGCACGUGUCCCUGCAGGCGGCGUCCCACGCCAUCGAGUGCUCUCAGCGCUCGGCCCAUGAGCUGCCCAUGGUGGAGACGCAGGACACGGACGGCUGUUCGGUGCUGGGCGGACAACAGAUGAUCCUCUCCGGGCAGAACUUCACCGCCGACUCCAAGGUGGUCUUCAUCGAGAAGACGCACGAUGGGCAGCAGAUCUGGGAGGUGGAGGCGACAGUCGACAAGGACAAGAGCCAAGCUAACAUGUUGUUUGUGGAGAUCCCGCCGUAUCGGGACCGGUCCAUCUCCCACGCGGCCAAAGUGAACUUCUACGUGAUCAACGGGAAGAGGAAACGGAGCCAACCGCAACAUUUCACUUACACACCCCUGGCAGUGCCGUCCAUCAAAACGGAGCCCGUGGAUGAGUAUGAGUCGGGCUCUUUGGGGUUCGUCAUGCCUCAAGCCCUCGGCAUGUCACCCCAGUCCUUCUACUCCAGCCCCCGCGGCCUGAUCCACCCUGACAACUGCCUGGUGUCCUGCCAGCAGGGGCGCCCCAGCCUGCCGGGCCCCGACUCGCGCUUCCAGCAGCAGAGCCCGGCCAUCGUGUACCCGCGUGGGGCCAAAGGGCUAAGCGGGAGCCCGACGCUUUACCAGCAGCCAGCAGGCGGGGGCGUGCCGGAUCCCCACAGAUCCGUGCUGGUGCACACCGGCUCCCCAGCCCAGCCGCCCACCAUGGGCGCCCCGCCUCACGGCUCCCCGUCUUCUCAGCCCUCCUCCAUCAUCCAGUUCUCCCCCACCAACCACCUGCUGCGGGGGGGCGCCCCGCCCCCGACAGAGCCGCAGCCAAUCAUGUACUGCGAGGGCUACCCCCAGGGCGUCACUGCCGCCGCCCGCUCACCUGCCCCCGCGCAGGUGGCCAACGCCCAGCAGUAUCCCACUGUCAUCCAACAGCAGCCCUACGUGCAGAAGAUGACCAAGAACCGGACCUCGCCAGGCCAGAUGGAGCCCCAGCGAUGCUCCCCGUCUGAGGAGCAGAGGCCCAGCGUUCCAGGGCGGGUCACCGUCAAGCAGGAGAAUCUGGACCAGGCGUACCUGGAUGAUGUUAACGAAAUUAUACGGAAGGACCUGACGGGGAUCCAUGGCCGGGCUCAGACAUAGAGGAAGGACGCCUCCAGGACCUCUGGACUCCCUCCUGGGGAUCAGCCUGGGCCUCCUGGACACCCCCUUGCUCGCUCCCAGGUUCUGGCAACCGCCCGCCCCCCCCCCCCCAGACGGGGCAGCAAUGCCAGUCGUCGUCUUCGCAGCCUCCCGCCCAUGUUCUCGCUCGGCUUCAACACCCACGCCAUAUGGUGACCUGGGACCC
Molecule: messenger RNA, 3446 nt
Organism: Paramormyrops kingsleyae
Lineage: Eukaryota; Metazoa; Chordata; Actinopteri; Osteoglossiformes; Mormyridae
Gene: nfatc2a
Product: nuclear factor of activated T cells 2a
Biological process (GO): cytokine production; regulation of transcription by RNA polymerase II; calcineurin-NFAT signaling cascade
Cellular component (GO): transcription regulator complex
Molecular function (GO): transcription factor binding; DNA-binding transcription factor activity, RNA polymerase II-specific; RNA polymerase II cis-regulatory region sequence-specific DNA binding
Source: RefSeq, a predicted model, not a curated record